GCUUUCGAAACCAGGAGUUGAAGCCACGCUGCCCACAGACGGAGGGACGGAGCGUGACUGUAUUUAGAGGCAAGGUGAAACUCUGAAGAUGGUGUGAGCUGCGGCAGCUUCCAUUGGCUCAGGGGACAACGUUCGAUCCGACUUCAUCCCCAAGUUACAGAGGAUCAAUAGUGUUCAUAAAGUUACAAAGACAGUCACAAAUUCUCAGGAUUGACCAUCACAAUUAGUCUUGUGAAGGGAAGUUUUCUACUGAAUUUUGGACAGUAUCAGAUUGUAAAACUUCCAGGGCAAAUUAUUUCUGUCUGCAGGUUGAAAUUUCGUCUCCUCACCUGGACCUACAUCGCAGAUUUGACAUAAAAUCCGUAGUCCUUUUGUAGUAAGUCCAUCGUAUCAAAAAUAUCCAGUCUUCAGAGAAGAAAAUCACACUUCUGAAAAAAAAUGAAUGAUCCAUCUGAGCAUAACAUCACACGCAAAAAAAAGAAGGGAGAUGAGACUGGAGAGACUUCUGUAGUCAAAAAAUGCAGAAAGCAAACAGAUUUUUUUACGGACGUAUUAAUAGAGGAACAACCUGAAGCAAGUCCACCUAAAAAGAGGAAGAGAAAAAAGAAGAUCUCCGAUGUUCUUGCAAAAUCUGCUCCAACACCUGCUACCCCUGCUGAUUUGCAGAAAACGAUCACCCAGUACUUCCAAAAUGAACGUUCGGUAAUAGAACUUGAGGAGCUGAAAAUACCAGAUUCUUGCUUUCUUAAGAACAAUGACCUCACGCAUACGCCAUCCUCCUAUCUUAAGCAAGUUUGCCCCAAGUGGGUGAAGUUGUCCAGGAACCACACCCAGAACAAAUCAGUGCUGAUGUUGAUAAUAUGCAGCUCUGCCCUCCGAGCGCUCGAAAUGAUCAGGCUGAUCUCAACUUUUAAAGGCAACUGUAAAACUUUAAAAUUGUUUGCCAAGCAUAUAAAGAUUGAAGAUCAGAUAAAAUGGCUUACUAAAGGAGUUGCCCAUAUUGGUGUAGGAACACCUGGGCGAAUUAGAGACCUGAUAGACCGUGAUGAACUAAGUCUGCAGUCUCUGAAGUAUGUCAUCUUUGAUUGGAAUUGGCGUGAUCAGAAAUUGAGGAGAUUAAUAGAUAUUCCAGAGGUGAAAAAGGAAACAUUGAAACUACUGGAGACAAGUAUCAUCCCAGUCAUUAAAAGUGGAUCUGCGAAACUAGGCCUCUUCUGACAUCAUUCAAUUAUGAUGGUUCUUGGUUUGUUUGUGUUUAAACAGUAAAAUGACAUUUGGGAUAAUUUCUUAGUUCAGAAUUGAAUAAAAUGUAUAUUAUUCAUAAUAA
Molecule: messenger RNA, 1327 nt
Organism: Hypanus sabinus (Atlantic stingray)
Lineage: Eukaryota; Metazoa; Chordata; Chondrichthyes; Myliobatiformes; Dasyatidae
Gene: cmss1
Product: cms1 ribosomal small subunit homolog
Exons: 15
Coding region: 439-1218 (259 amino acids)
Cellular component (GO): 90S preribosome; nucleus
Source: RefSeq, a predicted model, not a curated record